Ailuropoda melanoleuca (giant panda) is the source of this 1939-nucleotide messenger RNA. It is a transcript of the gene RASL11B, whose product is annotated as RAS like family 11 member B. Gene Ontology annotation, molecular function: GTP binding; GTPase activity. The record is from RefSeq and is a predicted model, not a curated record. The coding region runs from base 179 to 928 and encodes 249 amino acids. The transcript is spliced from 4 exons. Lineage: Eukaryota; Metazoa; Chordata; Mammalia; Carnivora; Ursidae.
CCGGGCUGCAGUCCCAGUCCCGAGCUCGAGCUGGUUUAGGUUACCGCGCAGCCGCGCUCCCGUGCCUUUUUACCUCGGACCUCUCCGGCUGCGUUCUCCAGCUCGCUCCCGCGCAGCACAAGAGUGAUCCUGCCCCGCAGGUCCCGUCCCGCGUGGUGCAGCUCGGGCUGGAGCGGCGAUGCGCCUCAUUCAGAACAUGUGCACCAUCGCCGAGUACCCCGCCCCGGGCAGCGCCGCGGCUGCCGCCGACUGCUGCCUGGGGGCGGCGGGGCGCCGCCUGGUCAAGAUCGCCGUGGUGGGGGCCAGUGGCGUGGGCAAGACCGCUCUGGUGGUCCGGUUCCUCACCAAACGAUUCAUUGGUGACUAUGAAAGAAACGCAGGUAAUCUCUAUACCAGACAAGUGCAAGUAGAAGGUGAAACCCUGGCUAUACAGGUUCAAGACACGCCAGGUGUUCAGGUCCGCGAGAAUGGCCUGAGCUGCGGCGAACCGCUGAACCGGUGCAUUCGCUGGGCCGACGCCGUGGUGAUCGUGUUCUCCGUCACCGACUACCAGAGCUACGAACUCAUCGGCCAGCUCCACCAGCAUGUCCAGCAGCUGCACCUGGGCAGCCGGCUGCCGGUGGUGGUCGUGGCCAACAAAGCGGACCUGCUGCACGUGAAGCAGGUUGACCCGCAGCUGGGACUGCAGCUGGCCAGCAUGCUGGGCUGCUCGUUCUACGAAGUGUCCGUCAGCGAAAACUACAACGACGUCUACAACGCCUUCCACGUCCUGUGCAAGGAGGUGAGCCACAAACAGCAGCCCAGCGGCACGCCGGAGAAGCGGAGAACCUCCCUCAUCCCCAGGCCCAAGUCCCCCAACAUGCAGGACCUGAAGAGGAGGUUCAAGCAAGCCCUGUCGGCCAAAGUGAGGACGGUCACUUCCGUCUGAAGCGGGGACACCCACGGGGGGGUUUGGUCUUCCCAGGAAGGGGGCCCGAGGUUCUUCCCGGGCAGGAACGUUGAAUGGUGGCAGGAAUUCAUGGUUCCAGAAAGGGCCGGAGCCGAGGGGCCAGGAGGGCCUGUGGAACUGCUGCAGAGAAGGAUGUGUUCUGAGCAGGGGGACAGAACUGAGGCUGGAGAGCCGGCCCACUGGCUGAGCCGCUCUGGAUGCGUGACCUGGACUUGGCGUCUUUUCCUCUGGAGUGGGCAGGGCGGCAGAAUCGCUCGGGAUUUUGUUCCUUCCCUUGUAAAUGACAGUCAGUUGUAGUAGUUUCAGCAGCUCGGUGGGUGUGGUUGACAGCGGGAACGAAAGAAAGAUCGGAUUAAGCACCCACAGGCUGUCCCCUUUUUCUCUCUCUCUCUUUUCCCCUUUCUCCCCCCAAGAGGAAAAAUUGCUUUUUCUCUUACAUGUCUGAUUUGCAUCUCCGGAACACUAGUCCUGACAGAAUGCCUUUCUAACCUGAAGGAUACCCAGAUUUCUUCUUUAAGGAACAGGGACGAAAGUACUCCCCCCCCACCCCCCAAUGGAGGGUGGGGUUUAUGGGCCAGACGUUCUGUAGCUGGAUGGACAUCUGUAGGCUUCUGGGGCCUGACCCAGGCUGAGUAUGCUUAGUCGAGCAUGUGUUAAAGGGUUGAGAACUCAAACUCUUCAGCCCCAGACUUUGAAUAAUUGUGAGACUAUAAUUUUUUUUUUCACUGUUGCAUCAGGUACAGAAAAAAAAGAUGUGUUCAUUGACUUUGGUGUGAUUUGUGUAAAUGGCUCACAGCAAUGACGUCGGGUCGUUUCCUCGGCCUGGCUGAGUCGUGGCUUCAAUACGAAAACCCUGUCUGACAGCGAGCAAACAGGUACGGGGUGGCCGCCAAAUCCCCGACACAGAUGCACUUUAAAAAGCCACUCAUGCUUUGGCUUAAACUGUAAUUAAUUUAUUUUAUGUACAAUAAACCUCAUUUUAAAAGAGCA